AUGAUGCGCUCAGGUCUCAUAUCUAUGAUCUACGACCAGACUAUCGGAACCACUGCCGGGGAUUUGAAUGAUUCGGCAGCUAUCACCUUGAUGGGAACAGACGUGGAGCGAAUAGUGGCCAACUUGAAGAAUAUGCACGAGGCAUGGGCGUCGAUCAUAGAAUUAGGGGUUGCAGUAUGGUUAUUGGAGCGAGAGGUCGGGGUCGCCUGUCUCAUACCUCUUAUCAUCUCACUCGGGUGCGUGCUGGCAAUGAUUCCAGUGUCAAGCCGGUCUGGGCAAGCCCAAAAACAAUGGGUCGAACGAGUACAAAAGCGGCUUGCAGUGACAGCAAAUACAUUUGGCAACAUGAAGGCUGUCCAGAUGCUUGGGCUCAACGAUGUUAUUUUCCCGCUGGUAUCGCAUCUACGGGAGGUUGAGAUACAGACGUCCCUUCGUUUCCGAAAGCUGUUGAUAUGGCAAGUGGCUCUGUCCAAUGUGCCUGCUGUUUUAGCACCGUUCGCCACUUUUACAAUCUACGCAAUUAUAUCUGUCGUACGACGCGAUGGGUCAAUCCUCUCUGCCCAAGCAUUUACAUCGCUCGCUUUGAUUUCUCUUCUUACAAGUCCACUGCUCAUCAUUUGUCAAGUCAUGCCGGCAAUCUGGCAGGCUGUCACCUGCUUCGAUCGGAUUGAAACAUAUUGUGCGAAAGAUUCCCGUGCAACCCUGAUAUCGUUAUCGUCUCUCUCGAAAUCUGAAGAAUUCCAUCCAUCCUUGGUCUCAUUCCAGAAUGCAAACAUAGCAUGGUCCUCAGAUCAAGAGCCCGUGCUCCCCAAUCUAAUACUCACUAUCCACCAGGGAAUUACGAUGAUCGUGGGUCCUGUUGGGAGCGGGAAGUCAACUCUGCUUGAGAGCAUUGUCAACCAGCACAUGGUUAAAACCGGAUCCAUGACAACUUCAUUUUCAAGAGCAGCCUAUUGUCCUCAGAUCCCGUGGAUCAGGAAUGACACAGUACGGGGCAAUAUCAUCGGAUUUGACGCAUUCGAUCAAGCAUGGUACGACUUUACCUGUACGGUGUGUGGCCUACAAGAUGACCUCGGUGCCUUCGCAAAGGGUGAUAUGCAUAGGGCUGGAAGUGACGGUAUUGCACUUAGUGGAGGCCAAAAACAGAGAAUUGCGCUUGCGCGGGCAAUCUACUCCAGGCUAAACGUCGUAAUUCUGGAUAAUGUCUUCAGCGGCCUCGACUCGAAGAAUAUCGCGCUUAUAUCGAGCUGCCUUUUCGGCAGCGAUGGCCAUUUUAGAAAAGCAGGGAUAUCAGUUAUCCUCGCUCUGAGUACAGAUGAACUUCUUUGUCAUGCGGACGAAGUUGUUGUGAUGGAAGAGGGAAAAGUUACCGCAUCAGGGUCAUACCAUGCGAUUCUCUCCAAGACACGACAAUACUUCUCGAAGGGCCUAAAGGCAGUAGAAGAUACUAGUCUUUCGACAGGAGGAAACUCAUUGCUAUUCCCGUCACUUGUCCAAAACAAGGAUCGUACCAACAUCAAUAUGGAAACAGCCGACGAUGAGAAUACAAUUAAUAGACAGAAAGGAACUUGGUCCGUGUAUACAUACUACUUUCGAAGCGCAGGAUACGGUCUCUUGGGUUUGUUUUUGGCAUUCACUAUCAUUGAGGCAUUCUGCUCCAGCUUUCAAGCAUUAUGGAUUCAACAGUGGGUCGAGGCAAAUGAAGAGCAACCGAACAAGCAGCUGGGCAUGUAUCUCGGUGUGUACGGCAUGAUAUUCGGAUUGGCCCUUCUGAGUCUUAUAGCUAGCUGCUGGUUACUCUUCGUUCGGGCCCUCAACAAUACUUCGCUAAAUCUGCAUUCUGACCUUCUCAAAACAGCGCUUGGGGCUUCGAUCAUCUUCUUUCAUGGUGUAGACACUGGUACUAUAAUCAACAGAUUUAGCCAAGAUUUGGAACUCAUUGAUAUGAUGCUACCGGUAUAUGCUGUCAAUUGCGUUACAAACGUGAUUACGGUCUUUAUUGACGUCCUUAUUAUAUGUGUUUUGGGUAAAUAUCUGGCAGUCUCAAUCCCGUUCUUGGGAGUGGUUCUAUUUUUCGUUCAGUCAUAUUACCUACGCACGUCCCGGCAGGUCCGAUUACUAGACAUCGAGGCGAAGGCACCGAUGUACACACAUUUCCUCGAGACGAUCCACGGCAUAUCAAGUAUCAAAGCUUUCAACUGGGAGCCCCAGAUGCGAGAUAAAGGCCUCGCUCUACUAAAUCAAUCUCAACGUCCAGUCUACAUGCUGUACACCAUCCAGCAAUGGCUGACUCUAGUUCUGGACUUGGCUGUAGGGGCAAUGGCCGUCAUUCUUAUUGCGAUGAUCACAUCUCUAAGAAAUCAGUUCAAUGCGGCUUCCAUUGGUGUUGCGCUCAAUCUUCUUCUGACGCUUAAUCAGACCUUGGCAAACGCUAUCAAAACGUGGACCAUGACUGAAACCUCUAUCGGGGCAGUCACACGCGUGCAACACUUUAUACAAGAUACACCAGCGGAAGGAUACCGCAGCACGCCUUCGAUUAUUUUCCAACUACCGGAUAAUUGGCCUGGCAGCGGUGCGGUGGAAUUCAGAGACGUGACUGCUGGAUAUAACCACUCCUCCACCUCGAUCCUCAAAGGCCUCACCAUGAGCAUCAAGCCGGGAGAGAAUAUUGCAGUUUGCGGGCCGUCUGGAAGUGGAAAGUCAUCACUGAUCAUGGCGAUGCUCCAGAUGCUUGACAUUCAGUCCGGACGCAUUAUGAUAGAUGACAGGGGCCUCGCCGAGAUUCCGAGAAGCGCAAUCCGCUCGCGUAUUAAUGUGAUCCCACAAGACCCAUUCUUCAUGCCAGGCACUCUUCGUUUCUAUCUUGAUCCUCGUCACUGUGUGGUCGAUGCGGAACUUACCCGUGCCAUUGAGAAGGUAGGCCUCUGGAACCGAGUUCAAGCCAAACGAGGUUUGGAUACGGAGUUCUCUGUGGCGGAUUGCGUCGAUUGGGAAACGGAGGCCAUAAUGCAGGAUAUUGUUGAGAAGGAAUUUGUUCAGGAAACGAUCAUUGCGGUGGUGCAUCGGUUUCGAUAUAUUCAUCGGUUUGACAGGGUGAUGUUUCUCAAGUAUGGAGAGGUUGUGGAGUAUGAUACACCUGAAGUAUUGUUGCAGAGUGAUUCCGAGUUCCGAAAGAUGUAUUUGGUUUCUCAACGGCCUUCUUCCGGUUUAUAA
Molecule: messenger RNA, 3213 nt
Organism: Penicillium canescens
Lineage: Eukaryota; Fungi; Ascomycota; Eurotiomycetes; Eurotiales; Aspergillaceae
Exons: 12
Coding region: 1-3213 (1070 amino acids)
Biological process (GO): transmembrane transport
Cellular component (GO): membrane
Molecular function (GO): ATP binding; ABC-type transporter activity; ATP hydrolysis activity
Source: RefSeq, a predicted model, not a curated record